This is a messenger RNA of Hyaloscypha bicolor E, 540 nucleotides long. RefSeq names its product zf-DNL-domain-containing protein. Gene Ontology annotation, molecular function: protein-folding chaperone binding; zinc ion binding. NCBI's taxonomy places the organism in Eukaryota, Fungi, Ascomycota, Leotiomycetes, Helotiales, Hyaloscyphaceae. The transcript is spliced from 2 exons. Gene Ontology annotation, cellular component: mitochondrion. The coding region runs from base 1 to 540 and encodes 179 amino acids. The record is from RefSeq and is a predicted model, not a curated record. Gene Ontology annotation, biological process: protein folding; protein import into mitochondrial matrix; protein stabilization.
AUGCGGACAUUCUCCCUUUUCUCGAGACAAGCCUCCAAGUUUACACCUCUGUCAACCCGAAGACCACUACCUGUACAACAGCUCUCGUCCAUCCGCUUCGCACGUUCCUCAUACUCGACGGAAGCCUCUCCCUCGCUAGCUCCUCAGCCAAAAGUAAAGUCGAAACCACACGCCCCUCCCGCGACCAGGCGACCACCACAACCAGAAUAUGAGAUGACUUUUACCUGCAAGCCAUGUUCGACGCGGUCUACACAUCGAGUUUCGAAACAGGGGUAUCACUAUGGCUCUGUGCUUAUUACUUGUCCCGAGUGUCGAAAUAGACAUAUUAUUUCGGACCAUUUGAACAUAUUCGGAGAUAAGCAUAUGACGAUCGAGGAUUUGAUGAGGGAGCGAGGGCAGCUGGUGAAGAAAGGGACCUUAAGUGAAGAUGGGGACUUGGAAUUCUGGGAAGAUGGGACCACCACGAAGCGGAGGAAGGAGAAGGGUGCGCCGGCGGCUGGAAAGGAACCGGGGGAGAGCGAGGUCAAGGGAAUCGAAUGA